GAAGUCAAUCCUGUGUUCACACUGACAACACUGCAUGACGAUUGGCUGAUCCUGCAGGCCACGCCCCCUCAUCUGUGAUGACAGGAGGGUCAGAUAAAUGACAGCACUGGUUCCUCAGAGCCUCACAUCCAUCCACCAUCUCUGUGCAGGAGGAACUUUUCAUCUGUUUAUCACACGUUUUCAUCAGAAGUUUUUUUCACUGAGUGACAGCAGAGACUGUGAACACAGCACUGAUGGAGCUGAAGGAUUUUGACUGUCUCACUAAAGACGUCCUGGCUCGGCAGCAGUGCCUCCUGGACUCCUCUUCCUCCUCUUCUCCUGCUGAUGAGGCUCAGUCUCCAGCCUCCUUCCUCCACUCCUCCCUCCUCACGUCCUCAUUCCCUGUGAACACCUCUCAUACCGUCAGCCCAUCACACCGGACCUUACACCCCCCCAGCCCGGCCUCCUCUUCCUCCUGCAGCCUCCUCCUCUGCAGAGAUCCGCAGCCCGACUCCCCGACAGGAUCUAUUUCCAGCUGUGGAGGCGAUGCUGUGCGCUCGCACGCUGACUCCUUUUCAGCACAGGUCACCUCCAUCCUGAGGGGCAACUAUCUGAUGCCACCAGGGGGCGCCGCAGGGCCCAAGCGGCUCUGCCUGGUGUGUGGAGACUACGCCUCUGGUUAUCACUACGGUGUGGCGUCCUGCGAGGCGUGUAAAGCCUUCUUCAAGAGGACAGUACAAGGCAACAUCGAGUACAGCUGUCCUAUGAUGAACCAGUGUGAGAUCACCAAGCGCAGGAGGAAAGCCUGUCAGGCGUGUCGCUUCCAGAAGUGUCUCCAGGCCGGCAUGAUGAGGGAGGGUGUCCGUAUGGACCGCGUGCGAGGAGGACGUCAGAAGUACAAGCGGCGUGUGGAGACAGGACUCAGGUGCUUGAGUCACUCAGUGAGCUGCAGAAACAAGGUCAUCUCCCAUUUGCUGCUGACAGAGCCCGCCCCCCUCACCGCCAAUCAGGACGAAUCCACCAACGACAGCAGCCUGAGCACGCUGCUGACCCUUGGUGACCUCCUGAACCGGGAACUGCUGCUUCUGAUUGGCUGGACCAAACAGAUCCCAGGCUUCUCCGUGCUCUCAUUGGUCGAUCAGAUGUCACUGCUGCAGAGCGGCUGGAUGGAGGCGCUGCUGGUGGGUGUGGCCUGGCGAUCUCAGGGUGUGGAGGGGGAGGAGCUUGCGUUCGCCGGUAACCUACGUUUGGAUGCAGGACGGUGUCGAGCGGCAGGACUGAGCGAUUUGUACGAGGUGCUACGUCACCUGACAAUGAAAUACCAGGCGAUGGAGCUGAGUCCUGAGGAGGCGGUGAUGAUGAAGGCCAUGGCGCUGGCCAACGCUGACUCCGACCUGGUCGACUGUCCGGACUCGGUGCAGAGGUUUCAGGACGGACUCCACGAUGCCCUGCAGGAGUACGAGUCGUCCCGCAGAGAGCACCACCGAGCAGGUCGUCUGCUGAUGACUCUGCCUCUGCUGCGACAGGCUGCAGACCGAGCUGUGCAGGUAUUUCUGCGGCUGCACCGCCAACGUCACAUCCCUCUCCACAAACUGUUCCUGGAGAUGCUCGAUGCCAAAGUCUGAAAGUUUCCUCGCACACGCCGCCAUCAGGAGAACAGUCUGGAGUCUCUGCAGCAGUUCAUCCACGCGGGAGGAAUUGACGACUCGUGUCUCUGCAGUAACAAAUAUGAAACUGUUUAAUUCCAAAUCACAAACCUGUAGCUCUUUUAAGCACCAUAACCUGUACAGUACACGUUAUUGUUUUAUAAAUUUGAUAGAAAAUGUUAUUUAUAUUUUUGUAAAAGAUAAAAACAUUUGCAUUCUAUUUGUUCAGGGUAUAUUACUCUGUAGAGCGUUCCCUAUGAAUGUGAGCUAGUUACCAUAGCGAUAAAAGUCAGGGAGGAAGUGGAGACUUUUAGUUUGAAGGUAGAGUUGAAAUUAAAAAAAAGAAAAGAAAAAACCCACCUUCCAACCUUCACGAUUUCAUCUUUUCUAUAAACAUAAAAAAAUGGAUUCAUAGGAUAUGUAACAUACAGAUGUGAUCAGACAAAUUAUUAUAAAUACACAUUUGAAUAAACUUCAAAAUUUCUGAAUUCUGUCUUUCCUGUGAAAAGUGGGAACCUUCAAUUAAGUGAAUUUAAUUACUCUCUUCCUUGACAAAUGGAUCAAUACAUUCAAUCAAUGAUUUAUCUGUUAGUAAUCAAUUAUUAAAUGAAGCAACUAUUUACCUGUUUGAUUGUUUAAGUAAUUAAAACAACAUACUUUCUUUGCUCAUAUAACAAAAGAAAUCAUGAAA
Messenger RNA from Solea senegalensis (Senegalese sole), 2316 nucleotides. RefSeq names its product estrogen-related receptor delta (gene esrrd). The coding region runs from base 234 to 1604 and encodes 456 amino acids. The record is from RefSeq and is a predicted model, not a curated record. Gene Ontology annotation, biological process: regulation of DNA-templated transcription. The transcript has 8 exons. Gene Ontology annotation, molecular function: zinc ion binding; DNA-binding transcription factor activity; sequence-specific DNA binding. NCBI's taxonomy places the organism in Eukaryota, Metazoa, Chordata, Actinopteri, Pleuronectiformes, Soleidae.